AUGAUUCCCGUGAUUCAUGGUGAAUCGUCAAUAGUGCAGAAGACACCCCGCAGCGACGGAAGAAUGAUAGUCCGUGGGUCUAAAGGUCACGGGAGGAAACUCUUGGCACUCUUGGCAUCUGAUCGAACCAUCGUCAACAAACCAAACCUUGGAGCAUCCGCAACCUUCCAAAGGAAUCAGACGUCACGACGCGGCCAGACAGCGGCAAUGGGGGGCAUCAGACCGCAGGAAUAUACGACGGACGACGACAAAGCAGCAUUACUCCGUGCCACCUCCUGUGCUCCCGGCCAAUCCCCUGGCCCUGCGCUGUCCAACUUCGGAACCCUGCUCCACCCUGGUCUCGCCUAG
Molecule: messenger RNA, 348 nt
Organism: Histoplasma mississippiense
Lineage: Eukaryota; Fungi; Ascomycota; Eurotiomycetes; Onygenales; Ajellomycetaceae
Exons: 2
Coding region: 1-348 (115 amino acids)
Source: RefSeq, a predicted model, not a curated record